This is a messenger RNA of Emiliania huxleyi CCMP1516, 378 nucleotides long. RefSeq lists its product as hypothetical. The transcript has 2 exons. The record is from RefSeq and is a predicted model, not a curated record. Bases 1 to 378 code for a protein of 125 amino acids. Lineage: Eukaryota; Haptophyta; Isochrysidales; Noelaerhabdaceae.
AUGGCCUCCCUCCAGUUGGUCAGCGGGCCGGACCCGCGCUGGAAGGAGCAGACCGUCUCGCACGUCGCCCUCGCCGAGUGGGGAGGAAAGGCUGCAGCCAAGGCGAGCCAAGCCGUGCACGCCAACGGGACGCCGUCCUCGCCCCCCGUCCACGCGCCGCCACCCGCCAGGGCGGCGCCGCCCACGGCCGCCUCGCCUCCUCCCGCGCGACGGAUACCCGCGACCUCCGCCUCUGCCGGCGCUGCCACGCCGCCGCCGCCCGCAGUGCCACCUUCGGCCAACACACCGGACUGGCUGCACGAGGCAUCGACGAUACAACAAAACAACAUCUCGACGAUGGCUGCGGCGGCGGAGCUCAUCCGCGUGCUCGGCAUCUGA